AUGCCCGAAAAGAAGCAUCGGGAUCUCCAAGGUCCAGAUGCGAGUCCGGCCGAUGAGGGAACUCGCUUCAUCGCCGCGAUCGACCAAGCCAAACGACUGCAACAGCAUCCUCUUGAUCCUCAAGACGUUGAGUAUGGGACAUUCUUGGCGACACGUAUGGUUCUGCCGUCAUUCCGUAUGCUACAGAGCCAAAGACUUGACAUUGAGACCCUGGGAAAGACUGUUCCAGAUGAAACGGACCAGACCACGGGAGCGUUGGUGAUCCCUUGGCUUGACGGCGACGACUGGAUCCUGUUUCACGUGGAUAAAGACACCGGCGCCGCAUACAUGUUCGAUCCUACUCCACGGCGAGAGCCAUCACGAGUUGUCGCCUUCUUCCGACAAGCAUACACAGACGCGGGCUAUGGUUCGAUCACUGCCAUGUGGCGUGUUCCCGCUGGAACGCGAACCGACAAGUGGUCCAGCGGUUGGUGGGUGGUCGAGAAGGUCCUCAUGUUAGUCACAGGCAGAGACAUCAAGUCUAUUGGCUUCGCGGUAGUGAAGUCUGAGGACGUCCCGUACGAAACAGACUUUGCGAAGACGACGGACAUGAUAGCGGACUUUCUGCAAAUGCGCUACGUCCGGGAGCCUGACCAAAGCGGGAACAGAGUUGUUUCCGUGCAAGUGGGGUCAGAUCGUAUAGCUUAUGGACCUCAAGUACCCCAUUGCGCAGCCUCGUACCUCGAAGUACUGAAUCUGUACGCGACCUAUCAGCACCGACCAGGAGCCGAAACAAACCCCACAUCGCAACAACCCCUGAGUCACGGUUUCACUCUCUGUUGUUCCCCGCCCGCCUGGCCACUGGAGAACCUGGCUGUUAUUGUACCCAGCGACCAAAGUAAGGGAAGUUCUACGACGACGUAA
This is a messenger RNA of Microdochium trichocladiopsis, 903 nucleotides long. RefSeq lists its product as uncharacterized. The record is from RefSeq and is a predicted model, not a curated record. The coding region runs from base 1 to 903 and encodes 300 amino acids. Lineage: Eukaryota; Fungi; Ascomycota; Sordariomycetes; Xylariales; Microdochiaceae. The transcript is spliced from 5 exons.